Messenger RNA from Dibothriocephalus latus, 168 nucleotides. The record is from the annotation of a GenBank genome assembly. Lineage: Eukaryota; Metazoa; Platyhelminthes; Cestoda; Diphyllobothriidea; Diphyllobothriidae.
AUGGCUGUCUGUUGUGCUGUGAGAGGCGACUACUCUAUGUCGCGUCACCUCCUGGAGAACGCUGCUCCCGCUCUCCUGGCCAGUGACCACUCCUCUUGGGACCCCUACAGUCCGCUCAUUUGCCACGGCAGCGAAGAGCACCGUAACCUCCUCUAUCCCAAUCCUCUG